Molecule: messenger RNA, 4635 nt
Organism: Pangasianodon hypophthalmus (striped catfish)
Lineage: Eukaryota; Metazoa; Chordata; Actinopteri; Siluriformes; Pangasiidae
Product: chitin synthase
Exons: 20
Coding region: 135-3785 (1216 amino acids)
Cellular component (GO): cell periphery; cell septum
Molecular function (GO): chitin synthase activity
Source: RefSeq, a predicted model, not a curated record
GAGAAUAUAUCAUUCACACUGCAUAAUUAGUGACAGUUUCAGAGGUGCGUCUUCUAAACAAGUUAAUGGGUCACCGCCCACUGUAAUAUAUCUGACUGAUACUGGUGUAUCAUUUUGUCACUUUGUCACUGAACAUGUAUGAAUAUCAGAAUAAAAAAGAGCGCAGGGUCACGCAGGCCUGGGACGCUGCUCGGGAAACACCUAUUAUUGCAGAUGAGCAAAAACCUCGCAAGCUUGUGAGCUUCAUCCAAAUCAUCACAUGUACUCUUGUGGGAAUCUUGGUGUUUGGGCUAGCCUUCUUCAGCAAAGCAUCUCUGUUGCUAUUAAUAAACCUUUGCAGUGGAACAUCAACAACCAUAGACACCAAACCCUAUGCUCUCCUCUUCAUUGGGUGCCUUCUAAUUGCUCCAAGUGUUUUACUGCUGAUCAAAAGCAUUUGGAAAAUUACUUUUAAGGAUUCAAAAACCCCAUCGACGCAAACUUUGCUAUGGAUUAUUUCAGUGGAAACUUUGGUGGCUCUUGGAUCUUCCAUCCUAACCAUGAUAUCUAUGCCCCGAUUUGACAUCCUGACCAACGUGAUGCUUCUGAAUGGCAUUGCCACAUUAUCAGCCAUUCUGCAGGUGGUCGCAAAUGCAGUCGCGCACGGAAGGAGACGAUUUAUUGCAACGUCGUUAGCUGCUGUUGUUUUCUUAAUUGCAGGUUUUUGCUUCUUUGCUGUUAACUAUCUCAGAAAGCAGAACAUGGUGCUAUUCGUGGGUUUAGCCAUAGGAGGCACUUUCCUGGUCUCUUUGAACUGGUGGGAGAACUACGCCAUGCUUUUCCGCAUCGUCUUCUUCCAGAACACAAUCCGGGACAUAAAAAGGUCCCACAACUUUGUGAACAUUGUGGCUAGCUUGGUGCGAAUUAUUGUGACCUUCACUGUCCUUGGAGCUUAUGUGAAGCUCUCAGGCCAGGACUGGUCAUCGGUGUUAUCAGUCAACAGCUUUACUGAAACCCUCGUCUUGAGUCUGUUCGCCAUUCAGGUUCUAUCUUCAGCUCUGUGUCGCUACGUGGCCGUGGCUGCGUGCAAAAUGCAUGCUGUGCGCCGCAGCUUCCUCAUUCCCAUGAUCUUCACAUCUCCAGCCACAUUGGGCGCCUUUGUGCUGGCUGUUUGGAUUCCCUUUUUGAACAUCAAACAAGAGAACAAAACCAUAUUUGCUGACUACUGUGAUACCUUUGUGAUCACGGAAAGCCCAGGGCUUGGCGUCGUGAGACUGAUGCUGAGUGAUUUAACUCGUGACCUGUGUCAACACAUGCCAGACAAGGAGUCUUCGAUGGGUUUUGGUCUUCUUGGAUCAUCUUUGGUGAGCUGGUGGAUUGGCCUGGUGCUCUCCACACUCUACAUCUGGUUCCUGAACACGGAACGUAUUGCCAGGACAAAGGACUUGUUUGUGCGCAACCUUUAUGAAGCAGCGUUCAUUGACCAGUCCAUGCUCUUGAACUCCAAGUUCGAGAUUGUGCUCCAGCCAAGACAUAACAGGGAAAAGGAGAAGGUGACCAUCUACCUCUGUGCAACCAUGUGGCAUGAGACUGCAGAUGAAAUGAUGAAGAUGAUCAUAUCGAUGUUCAGGCUGGACAAGUUCCGACCAAAGAAAAACCAAUUUAACGAUGUUGUUUUUGAGUCUCACAUUUAUUUCGAUGAUGCUUUCCUGACCAAAGACAACCAGCGGUGUGUCAAUGAGUAUGCUGAGACCCUGGUGGAAGUCAUCCGACAGGUUUAUAUCAUAUUCACAGAGGAUUGUAAAAGUGUAUUUAGGGAGAGAAAGCCUCUUCCUCACCAGAAAAUCUUCCAAACGCCAUACGGCUGCCGUCUGCAGUACACACUUCCUCACGGCAACACACUGUUUGUUCACUUCAAGGACAAACUCCAGAUCCGCCACAAAAAGAGAUGGUCUCAGAUCAUGUACAUGUACUACCUUCUUGGCUGGAGGCUGCACAAGAAAUACUAUCAGAUGUACAGGGAAGGGGAUGAUCAGCUGACAAAUAUUGAAGACCAGUUAAGAAAAGCCAAAAAGACCACAUAUAUUCUAGCUCUAGAUGGAGACACAGAUUUCCAGCCUUCAGCAGUCAUGCUUUUAGUGGAUCGGCUCAGGUUGUACCCCGAAGUGGGAGCUGCUUGUGGCAGGAUCCAUCCUACUGGCACAGGCCCGAUGGUAUGGUAUCAGAAAUUUGAGUAUGCUGUGGGUCACUGGCUCCAGAAGACAGCUGAGCAUGUGUUCGGAUCUGUGUUGUGCAGCCCGGGCUGUUUCAGCCUGAUGCGUGCAGAGGCACUCAUGAGUGACAACGUCAUGAAGAGAUAUACAAGAAAAGCAACUGAGGCUUCCCACUAUCUACAAUAUGACCAGGGUGAGGACCGCUGGCUGUGCACACUGCUCCUGCAGCAGGGAUGGCGGGUGGAGUACAGUGCUGCCUCUGACUCAUACACCAAUGCUCCACAGGAGUUCAAGGAGUUUUACAACCAACGGCGGCGCUGGGGCCCUUCCACAAUGGCCAACACUCUGGACCUUCUUUCCAGUGGCAGUGUCACUGCACGAAUGAACAAGUCCAUAUCACGACCUUACAUUAUCUACCAGACUAUCACCAUGGCUGCCUCGAUCUUGGGCCCAGCUACAGUCUGCCUCAUGAUUGCAGGAUGCUUUACAUUCAUCCUCAAGAUAGAUGCCAAUGUUGCUCUUCUGAUGGCGGUUAUUCCUCCUGCAAUCUACAUAAUUCUCUGCUAUUAUCUUGGGCAAGCAAAAUCAGACUUACAAAUAAGAAUUGCUGGCGUCAUGAGCAUAUUCUAUGCUUUUCUAACGACAGCAGCCAUCUUAUCUAUUAUAGGGGAUAUGGUACUGCAGCAGACUUUCGUGACCCCAAAUGGCUUGUUCUUCAUAGGCAUAACCUCUGUGUACAUUGCCACCGCCCUUCUUCAUCCUCAUGAGUUCCAUCUUAUCAUCUUUGGCUUCCUUUAUGUCAUCUGCAUCCCCAGUGGCUACCUGCUGCUGGCAAUUUAUUCCAUGGUCAACAUGAACAAUGUGUCAUGGGGCACACGCGAAUCUGCCAACCAGACCACUGGAUCUGAGGGGAACCUUCAGCAAAAUGUCAAGUGCCAGAAGCUGUUCAAAAUAUGUGGCUACAAUCUGGAGGUUCAACUGAACGAAGACAAAAAAGUGAUGCGUGCAGUGCCAGAGAGCGAACCUCUUUUGAAAGUCGAAACCAAAGUGCCAUCCGAACCUAUAGAAAGACCUUUCAUUGAGAACUUUUUUAUUCAACAGUUGGCAGAAAGCUCUGGUGAACUGGCCCUUAUGGAGCACAGCUUUAAUUUGGAAGAAGAAAAGUUUUGGAAGGACCUAAUUGAACAAUACCUAAAGCCAUUAAAGACUGAUAAAAAAAAGGAAGAAAAAGUCAAAGCAGACCUGAAAGACCUACGCAACAAGGCAACUUUUGUGUUUUUUAUCUGUAAUGCCCUGUGGCUUGUGGCUACUUUCUUUUUGCAAGCCAUUGGCACUAUAAUCAAAAUCCCCAUCCCAACGACUUAUACCAAUGGAACAAUUGACCAUAACAGGACGCUUUUUAUCGAUCCUAUUGGACUGAUGUUCCUCAUCAGUUUUGCAGGCCUCCUUAUUAUCCAGUUUGCAGCUAUGGUGUGGCACAGAGUCCAGACUUUAAUCCAUUUCACUGCUUACACUGGGACUGAGGCCAUGGUUAACAGGAAGGUGAUGAUAAACUCUCUGGAACCGAUCACUGAAGAAAACAAUUUUCUUUAGGUGGAUAUUAAAUUGAUUAAAAGCCUACAAGUGGAUGAUCUAAAAGAUGAACUGUGAUGGGAAACUUUGCAACAACACAAACCUGGCAAACCUAAGCCUCCUUAGGCUAUACAAUACCUGCUUAUUGGGAUUGAAAGAAUUAGUGUUUUUUAAACACUGUUUACAAUUAUUUGUUACUUCUCCUUUCACUGUAGUAACUGUUAUUAUUAUUAUUAUUAUUAUUAUUAUUAUUAUUAUUAUUAUUAAUAGCUAUUGCUAUUCUACUUUUCUUCUUCUUCUUCUUCUUCUUCUAGCAAUGGUGUCUAUGGCAGCCCAUAGAACUGUCUGGUAAAAAGUUGUGAAAUUUGGCACACUGAUUGGGGAGGGUCUAAGGAACAUUCUGACCAAAUUUGGGCCAAGUGCUGCCAAUACUUUACCACCACCAUGAGGUCAAAUUUUGGCCUAAUUUGGAAGUAUGUUUAUGGUCAUAACUUUUAGUGAGGCUGUAUCUCAGCAAUGAGACAAAACUUAGCCCACUGACACAAAAUAUAGUAGGCAUCUUCAGGACCAUGACCUGAGGCUAUGAAACAAAUUCAAAUCUAUUCCCAUCGCAGACUGGCAAAUACAUUAAAUUGCAAAUCAUUCUUGAAUCCCUUUGCCUAUAGUUAUGGAUCUGCUUGUUGUUGUUGUUGUUGUUGUUGUUAUAAAGACUGUCUUUUUAUUGAAAUUGUGCUGUUUCUCCUUUCAGUGAGCCAUAUAUAAUCUAUGUAUAUAUUUAAUUUCUGUUUCAAGAUGGAUCUGAUACAUUUUGCUGCUGUGAGAUCUUAAAGUUACGUGUGCACAAAUGCAAAUUAAUUGUAACCUGUCCAAG